Messenger RNA from Batrachochytrium dendrobatidis JAM81, 804 nucleotides. RefSeq names its product 18S rRNA pseudouridine methyltransferase. The record is from RefSeq and is a predicted model, not a curated record. Lineage: Eukaryota; Fungi; Chytridiomycota; Chytridiomycetes; Rhizophydiales. Gene Ontology annotation, molecular function: rRNA binding; rRNA (pseudouridine) methyltransferase activity. The transcript has 4 exons. Gene Ontology annotation, biological process: rRNA base methylation. Bases 100 to 804 code for a protein of 234 amino acids. Gene Ontology annotation, cellular component: small-subunit processome; nucleolus.
UUUCAUUCAAGAUAAUAAGUAUAACAAAGAACCAGUUGUUUGCAUUCACUGGAAUCAGCCAUUAAGCAUCAGCAAUUUUAAUUUGAAUAUUUAAAACCAAUGGAUUUAUUACAACCACCCAAAGCACCUAAAGUUCCCAAAUCCGUUGCAGAAAAAAAUGCAGCCAAACGACUGAUUGUUGUUCUUGAGCAGGCGCAGCUAGAGACCGUCAAGCUCGGAAAAGACAAGGAAUCACAUUAUGCUUUAUUGAAUGUUGAUGAUCACCACCAUUUGCUCAAGAAGCAUGGCAGAGACCUUUCAGAGUCACGACCAGAUAUCACGCAUCAGUGUUUGCUGGCUUUGCUGGAUUCGCCAUUAAACAAAGCUGGAAUGUUGCAAGUCUAUAUUCAUACUGCCAAGAAUACCUUGAUUGAGAUCAGUCCUCAUGUUCGUAUUCCUAGAACUUUUAAGCGAUUCUGUGGUCUGAUGGUUCAACUUCUUCAUAAACUUAGUAUUCGUUCUAUGGAUGGCUCAGAUAGGCUUUUGAAAGUGAUCAAAAACCCAAUUACCGAUCAUUUACCGCCAAACUGCCGUAAAAUCACCAUGUCGACAGACGUUCCUGCCGUGCGACUUUCUUCUUAUCUACCAAGCGUUCCACAAGAUCAGAAUCUUGUAUUUUUCAUUGGAGCAAUGGCUCAUGGUGAAGACAAUUGGGUGGAUGACAUUGCGGAUGACAAGAUUUCAAUUUCAGAUUAUCCUUUAUCUGCUGCAGCCACAUGCUCUAAAUUGACAUGCGCACUGGAGGAGUUUUGGGGAGUGCUGUAA